AUGUACAUAAAUGGAGUGAAGCAGCAAUCGAAGAGUAAAUUCCGCGCGUUCAUGGAGUACAAAGGCCCAGAUGGAGGUUUCCGAGUAAAACUGCGCGACAACUCAGAGGAAGAUCUUUCGGAGGAAGAAGCGGAUGACGCGAGCGACGAUGUUGUAGUGGAUGCGCAGUCA
Messenger RNA from Gongylonema pulchrum, 171 nucleotides. The record is from the annotation of a GenBank genome assembly. NCBI's taxonomy places the organism in Eukaryota, Metazoa, Nematoda, Chromadorea, Rhabditida, Gongylonematidae.